AUGAGCUGCAUCAGAGCCCUUGGCGCGGCUUCGGCCCUCAUAUCUCUUAUUUCUGCUGUCCCGGUUGAGCUCAAGAAGGGCGGUGCGGCUUUCAGGCUCGAUCAGACGGUACAAAAGCCAUUCAUCCUGUCUGGUCCAUCUGCCUUGGCCAAAACCUACGCCAAAUACGGCAAGGCGGUACCCGCUGUCAUCGCCGCCGCCGCUGCAAACAAUGAUGGUACUGUGACCGCCAGUCCGGAGGAAUACGAUGCUGAGUAUCUGUGUCCUGUGACUAUUGGUGGAACGACUUUGAACCUGGACUUUGACACUGGGUCAUCUGACUUAUGGGUGUUCUCAACCGAGCUUCCCACAAACGAGCAGAGUGGCCACACUCUCUACAAUCCUUCCACAUCCGGAAAAUUAGACAGUGGAGAGACGUGGAGCAUUUCUUAUGGCGAUGGAAGCAGCGCAUCAGGCAACGUUUACAUCGAUAAAGUCGUGGUUGGUGGUACCACCGUGACCAGCCAGGCUGUCGAGGCAGCGGAAACAAUCAGCGCAGAAUUCCAAUCCGAUGCCGCAAGCGACGGGCUACUUGGCCUUGCAUUCGAUAGCAUCAAUACAGCGAGCCCAAACCAGGUGGCGACAUUCUUCGAAAACGCCAUACCCACUCUUGCUUCUCCUCUCUUCACUGCAAAUCUGAAGAAAGGUAACCCGGGCAAUUACAACUUUGGCUACAUUGAUUCCUCCGAACACACGGGCAGCAUCACUUACGUCCCUGUAAACACCGCCAAUGGAUUCUGGGAAUUCACCGGAAACGGCUAUGCUGUCGGCUCUGGAACGUUCGUCUCGUCGUCGAUUGACGCCAUCGCCGACACGGGUACCACGCUUCUGUAUCUCCCAGCCGCAGCUGUCAAGGCCUACUACGCCAAGGUCUCCGGUGCCACCAACAGUGCAUCCCAAGGAGGUUAUAUCUUCCCGUGCUCUGCUACUCUACCAAGCAUUACGCUUGGCAUCGGAAGCUACAGAGCCGUUGUUCCAGGAACUUACAUCAACUAUGCCCCAGCAACUGGCAGCCAGUGCUUCGGUGGUAUUCAAUCAAAUGCCGGCAUUGGCUUCUCUAUCUACGGUGACAUCUUCCUCAAGUCGCAGUUCGUAGUGUUCAACGGUGCCAGCACGCCCGAAAUCGGAUUCGCCGCCAAGUCAACUUGA
This is a messenger RNA of Letharia columbiana, 1188 nucleotides long. RefSeq lists its product as uncharacterized. The coding region runs from base 1 to 1188 and encodes 395 amino acids. Gene Ontology annotation, molecular function: aspartic-type endopeptidase activity. Gene Ontology annotation, biological process: proteolysis. Lineage: Eukaryota; Fungi; Ascomycota; Lecanoromycetes; Lecanorales; Parmeliaceae. The record is from RefSeq and is a predicted model, not a curated record. The transcript is spliced from 3 exons.